CACACGAAUCCAAAACGCAGAGAGUGCAACCAACCAACAACCGCGACCAGUGCUGCCCUCGGCCUCGCCCUCGCCUAUAAACUGCAGCCCAACAGUGCCCAUCAGCCCCAACCGCGCGGCGUCAGUCAGGACUCAGCAGGCGAUCGAUCGAGGGCCGCGUUCGGUUCGGUUCGAUCCGAUUCGAGAUCAAAAUCAAAAAUCAAUCCCAAAACACCCAGCAAGAGCGAGCGACCGACGGAGGGCGGGCGUCGAGGCUGGCCGCCGCCGCGAGGAUACCGGCGCCCGUGCGCGCGAUGAUGGCCUGGUGGCGGAAGAAGGUCGUCUUCCCCGCGCGCCGCGCGCUCGCCGCCGUCUCCGCCCGCGUCCGCUCCCGCAAGACAGGCGGUGGAGGCAGCCUGCUGAAGCUUCAUGAGGACGUGCAGACCUGUGGAUACAAGGACGUGCAGGUGAUGUUCGAGAUGCUGACGUCGGAGCUGGAGGACCCCAAGAGGCGCAAGCAACAGACGGCGGCCUCCUGGAGGCCGCCCUCGGCGUGGCCCAGCCGGUCGUCGUCCUCGAUCGCGGCCGCGCAAUAGAGACCCCCGACGCUGACAUGGAAUGCAGCUCGGUUUGGUGGCACCGGUCCAUAAUAACAAGAUGAGGAGGAGGGCCGAUUUAGUAAGUAAGUAAGUACCCUGUGGUAAUAGUUGAUUAGUCAGUCUGGCAACUCAAUGCCUGAUGCCAGGUAUCGAUCAGUCACCCCCCAUCCCCCUGCCCGUCGACUCUCCGGGAAAAAGAUCGAGGAUUUUUCAGUUGCAGAGCGCGCCGCAAGCCUCUGAUCUGAAAGCCUGAAUGUUUUCUGUACAUGUUGCAUGUGGAUUGCGCUGAAUUCUCGCAAAACUCGGUGAGACGAUGGAGCAAGAGGGGUUUACUUUUCAACCAUAUAUAAAUAUAUAUAUUCGGUUUCUCUGUCA
Hordeum vulgare subsp. vulgare (domesticated barley) is the source of this 953-nucleotide messenger RNA. RefSeq lists its product as uncharacterized. The coding region runs from base 294 to 575 and encodes 93 amino acids. The transcript has 2 exons. The record is from RefSeq and is a predicted model, not a curated record. Lineage: Eukaryota; Viridiplantae; Streptophyta; Magnoliopsida; Poales; Poaceae.